Messenger RNA from Symbiodinium sp. CCMP2592, 1422 nucleotides. The record is from the annotation of a GenBank genome assembly. NCBI's taxonomy places the organism in Eukaryota, Dinophyceae, Suessiales, Symbiodiniaceae.
AUGGGGCGCAGAGCCAGAGCCGGGCUAAAAGCCAGCGCAGAAGACCUUGCCAGAGAUGCCCUCCAGUCGAACAGCAUUUCCGAGCACCUCGUGCAAGAGGUUGUGAGCCUCAUGCAGAUCCCACCUGGCAAGCGCUUUAAGACUACAUCCGCCAAGGGAAUGGUUUUGGGCUUGUAUGUUUGGGGCGACAAGGUCGACAUCUCCACUGCCACGCGAAAGUUUCCCUUUUGCACGAAGCUCUUCGCAAGGUAUGCUCAGCAAGAGAGGCCUGCCUUCCCUUUCACCAGCGUACAGUUAAACAUAAACCUACGCAGCCCGCCACACGUGGACGGCGGAAAUUUGGGGAGCAGCCUCAUCACUGGCGUCGGUGAUUAUGCCGGUGGCGAGGUCUUCGUUGAGAACGCCGGUGGCAACAGCAAGUUUCGCGUCCCGCACGACGUCAGAGGAAGCCACUACAAAAAGGACAUGGUCGUGCAGGGCUUCGACGUACAGGUUAAAGGAAGGUGGUUUGAGUUCGAUGGGAACAAGCUGCAUGCUACAAGACCUUUCACAGGUGACCGAUGCACGUUGGUGUUCUUCACGUGCAGCAAAUACGAACUGGCAUCCCCGUCGGUGCGCAUGGCCUUGGGCAAGGCUGGCUUUUCUUUUCUGUGGAGCAACCCCUUGCUCAAACAGAUCAACACUCUGCCAAUGACUCAGCAAGCGACCGACAACGUUGCCAAGACUAUCGCUCACACGCUUGAGACAACUUGGGACUUGUUCAAUGUCGACUCCAGCAAUGUCGGCGGUGCCAAGGAGUUCGAGAAGAAAUUCAGCGUCCUUAAGCGAAAGGCAAAAGCUCUUCCCGAAGACUUCGCCGUGCAGCUCAAAGUCUUUUUGAAGCAAACCCACAAGCACUUCGAACCCCAGUCUCCAGGUGGUUGGCGACGAUUCCUGCUCCCGGUGCUUGUGCUCCUGGGCGAGGAUCAACGCAAGGUGGGACCUUACCAGAAGAACUUGGCCAAGACUUUCGCAAUGAUGCCCGUCCGUAAGGCGCAGAAGGAGGCAGAGAUGCUCGCCGCAAGCUGCGUGAGUGGGGCUACCAGGUCUCGGAAGUCCUUGCAGGAUUGGACUGGCCGGGAAGUGGACGAGAAGAAAAAGCCCGGAGCCAAAAGAUCGAUGAUGACGAACAGCACUUCAACAAAAGGGAAGAAAUCAGGGCUUUCGAAAGGCACCACCGCUGCCGAGAAGCUUGCAAAGAGAACAGGCAAACGUCGCGGCCGUCCACCAACAAAGCUGACAAAAAAGCAGCUGCAGAAGCUCACGCCCAUCACUCGCAAGCAGUGCUUGAGGAGGCAGCCCGAAGGCUGCAGCCGUUGCCGGUCGGUGCCCGGCUGCUGUCCCAGCUGCUGGCAGAGGCGGGGGUACCACGUGACGGACUAG